Molecule: messenger RNA, 1284 nt
Organism: Dichotomopilus funicola
Lineage: Eukaryota; Fungi; Ascomycota; Sordariomycetes; Sordariales; Chaetomiaceae
Product: BSD domain-containing protein 1-B
Exons: 4
Coding region: 1-1284 (427 amino acids)
Cellular component (GO): cytoplasm
Source: RefSeq, a predicted model, not a curated record
AUGGACAUUGCCUACGACCACAUCCAAGAAUCAAACUUCCCAGAGGAGCACGGGGAAUCCCCGCAGGAGGAGACAAAGGAGACUCCCCAGGCGAGCUUGAAUGCCGAUCUGCAAGACGCUUACCGUGCCUUCUCCUCGAGCCCUUGGGGUGCCCGGAUUGGUGGCUUCUUCGGCAAUGUGGUGAAGCAGGGAGAAAAUGUUUACCGCGAAGCUCAGCAAGAGCUUUCCGCGGUGGGGCAAGAUGCCACUCGCGGCUUCACCGGCCUUCGACAGACCAUUAUUAGCCAUACGCGCAACCUCUCGUUAAACACAUCCUUCCCCACCGUCGGGGGCCCGUCAUCGGACCAAGCGGCAAGGGAAGUAGACGGAAACAACGAAACAACGCCGACCGCGUCCAAGAACCCUUCCUCGGACGAGGCGCUCCAAGACUCCGAGACGGUCCUCUCCCGGCUUCGGGGCGAGGCGGCCAAACGUCUCAAGGAUCUCCAGCGGGCCGAGGACGCGGCCGACGAAGCUCUGCUCCGGUUCGGGUCGAAUCUGCGGGAUUUCUUCCGUGACGCCAUCACGAUCGCACCCCCAACCGGUGCCCAGGUGGACGGCGAAGGUAACCCGGUGUUGUUUGAGAGCAAAGAUGCACAGGGAAAGAGGGUCAUCCACGCCUCGCGCUUCGAUGCGCAACUGCACGUCAUCCACACUUCGCCCGAGAGCUUCACUCAGGAUGGGACCGGGGCCGAAUUCGAGUCGUGGACGAAGGAGUUUGAUGUCGACAAGAAGACCGCGGAUAUUAGCAGCGACUUGGAUAAGUACCCGGAGCUUAGAGCAACCAUGGAGAAGCUCGUGCCUGAUCAGGUUGCGUAUGCGGAUUUCUGGAAGCGGUACUACUUCUUGAGGCACGGUAUCGAAACGGCCGAGGCGCGGAGAAAGGAUUUGCUCAAAGCUGCCGCGGCUGAAGAGGAGGACGAUGACGAUGAAGAUUCCGACGAUGAAACUGAAGUGGGACCCAGUAAAAGCGCCGCCGCACCGAACCGGCCCGGCUCUGCCGGUUCGUCCACCACCAUCCACCCCCCAACAACCAACAAGGCCGUGAAGCCGUCUGAGCCGCGAAAGUCCAACGAUGAAAAGUCGCAGGCUGAUAGUGACGCGAGCUACGAUGUCGUGGGCCAGCGGUCCGGCGUUCCCAGCCAGGCACCAAACAGCCCUAAGGAGGGGCGGAAAGGCGAUGAAGAGAGUGAUGACAGCGAAGAGGAUAGCGACGAGGACAGUGACGAGGAGGAUUGGGAGUAG